GGGAGGUAUCAGAGUGUGCAAAGCUACAGAAUUUGAAUUUGGGUGAGAAUCUACUUGUAGGUAGUAUUCCAGUUGAAAUAAGCAAGUUAAAGUUUCUUGAAAGCCUUGAUCUUGGAAACAACAUGUUAACGGGCAAAAUACCACAAGAGAUUGGGGGAAUGCAAAUGUUGGAAAAUCUGAAUCUCUCUCAUAAUAGGCUUUCUGGUUCCAUCCCAUCAUCUUUCACCAAUGGGCUAACAUCAGUCGAUAUAUCUUACAAUCACUUAAAGGGUCCUUUUCCAAGCACCAAAGCCUUUAAAGAAGCUCCAAUCGAAGCAUACAAAAAUAAUGAUGGUUUGUGUGGAAAUAAGACAGGCUUGACACCUUGCUUGCCUAGAGUAAGCAAUGCCACCAAAGCCAAAAAGCUAAAGAAAGUCAUUUUUUUCAUGGUAAUUCCUAUUGUGAGCACUCUAUUUCUUUUACUUGUGGUUCUCGGUGCCUUUCAAGUUUUGAGCAAAAGUGCAACAAAUAGAGAGAACGAGCUCCAAGAAAUCCAUACUACAAAUUUGUUUGAAGUAUGGAGUUAUGAUGGAAAGUUGGUGCAUAGCCACAUCAUGGAAGCAACUGAACAUUUUAAUGACAAGUAUUGCAUUGGUCAAGGAGGAUAUGGCACUAUUUAUAAAGCUGAGUUGCAAAGUGGUUUGAUUGUUGUCGUGAAGAAGGUUCAUUCUUCAGAAAAUGACAAUUUUGCUUAUUUAAAAAGCUUCGAGAACGAGAUCCGUGCCCUCACAGAGGUUCGACAUCGUAAUAUCAUAAAAUUUCAUGGUUUUUGUUCGAAUCCACGACAUUCAUUUUUGGUUUAUGAGUUUUUGGAAGGAGGAAGCUUAGAAAAGGUGUUGGGAAAUGAAGAAGAAGCUUUGAAGUUCGAGUGGAGUAAGAGGGUGAAUGUCAUUAAAGGUGUAGCAAGUGGAUUGUGUUACAUGCACAAUGAAUGUUCACCCCCAUUGAUUCAUCGGGACAUAUCAACCAAGAAUAUUUUACUUGACUUGGAAUAUGUUGCUCACAUAUCUGAUUUUGGUACUGCAAGGGUUUUAAAGCUACACUCCUCCAAUUGGACUUCAUUUGCAGGAACCUUUGGAUAUACUGCUCCAGAACUUGCUUACACAGUGGAAGUGAAUGAUAAGUUGGAUGUUUAUAGUUUUGGAGUAUUAACUUUAGAGGUGUUAAUGGGAAAGCACCCAAGCGAAUUCAUCUCGUCCCUUUAUUUUGCUUCCUCUACCUCAUCAUCACCGGUCAUUGUGGAUGACAUAUUGUUGAAAGAUAUAUUAGACAAUCGUAUCCCACCACCCGAGAAUUCGAUGAUAGAAGAAGUUGUUAGUAUUGCAAGGCUAGCAUUUGCUUGCUUGAAUACCAAUCCACAAUGUAGACCAUCUAUGCAUCAAGUUACUUUUGAAUUAUCAAAGAAGAGACCAUCUAUGCAAAGUACAUUCCAAAUGGUUACUCUUAGACAACUCCUUAGUUGAUAUGAAUUGUAUUAUCAAUUGUAGCAUUUGAAACACAUAAUUUAGAGACACUUCUUUUUA
Molecule: messenger RNA, 1562 nt
Organism: Diospyros lotus (date-plum)
Lineage: Eukaryota; Viridiplantae; Streptophyta; Magnoliopsida; Ericales; Ebenaceae
Product: MDIS1-interacting receptor like kinase 2-like
Exons: 2
Coding region: 123-1502 (459 amino acids)
Biological process (GO): protein phosphorylation
Molecular function (GO): protein kinase activity; ATP binding; protein binding
Source: RefSeq, a predicted model, not a curated record